AUGUGGUUCCACUCCUUUGCUAUCUUCUGGGAGGCCAUAUCUCUGCAGAUUAUUCUUGGAUUCCUUGCGACAUUUCUUCUCCUUACUGACUACGUAAGACGGAGACGGCCAAGGGGUUUCCCUCCAGGUCCCGUACCUCUUCCUUUUCUGGGCAAUCUGCUUAGUUAUGAUUCCCAGAAGCCUCAUCUCUAUAACCAAAAGCUUGUUGCAAUAUAUGGCAAUGUCUUCAGUUUGCAAUUUGGAAACCUGCAUAUUGUACAUGUGAAUGGACUGCAAGCAGUGAAGGAAGCUCUCAUUCAUCAGGGUGAAAAUUUUCUAGAUCGGCCACAAGUCCCUAUUACCUAUGACAUUUCGAAGACAUUUGGAGUGAUUGUGUCUAAUGGACUGACCUGGAAACAACAAAGACGAUUUGUUUUGUCAAUGCUAAGAAACUUUGGAUUGGGCAAAACAUAUUUGGAGGAACGAAUACAGGAAGAGAGCAGGUUCCUUGCAGCUGCCAUUGGAGAUGAGAAAGGGCAGCCAUUUGACCCCUACCAUCAAAUUAACAAUGCCAUUUCAAAUGUAAUUUGUUCUGUCACUUUUGGGAACCGCUUUGAUUACCAUGACAGCCAGUUCCAGAAGUUGUUACAUUUGCUUGAUGAAACAGGAGUUUUUCUGCGAAGCAUUUUCUGCCUUCUGUACAAUGCUUUCCCAGCUCUCAUGAGGCGAUUGCCAGGACCCCAUCAAAACUAUUUUAAAAACUGUAAACUACUGGAAUCCUUUGUGAGAAAAAUAAUUGAAAAGCACAAAGAAGACUGGAAUCCACUUGAAACAAAAGAUUUCAUUGAUGCUUAUCUAAAUGAAAUGGCCAAGGAGAAUGCUUCUUCCACUUUCCAUAUGGAAAAUCUUCUGCACACAACACUAGAUUUGUUUCUUGCUGGAACAGAAACAACUUCUGCAACCUUGCACUGGGCUGUGCUGUACAUGGCUGUUUAUCCGGAAAUUCAGGCAAAAGUUCAGGCAGAAAUAGACUCCGUGAUUGGCCAGUCUCACCUCCCAGCAAUGGCUGAUAGGGAUAACUUGCCUUAUACUAAUGCAGUUAUUCAUGAAAUUCAAAGAAGAAGUAGUAUCGUGGUCCUAAAUGCUCCUCGGUUGACAACUAAUGACACAAAGGUAGCUGGAUUUCAUCUGCCCAAAGGAACCAUCUUGUUUGCCGACCUGACAUCAGUCUUGUUUGACAAAAAUGAAUGGGAGACCCCAAAUGUAUUUAAUCCCAACCAUUUCCUGGAGAAUGGUCAAUUCAUGAAGAGAGAAGCUUUUAUACCAUUUUCUACAGGAAAGAGAGCCUGUCCUGGAGAGCAGAUGGCUAAAAUGGAACUUUUCAUUAUUUUCACUACCCUACUUCAGAAGUUCACUUUCCAGGCUCCAAAGGGUGUGAAGCUCAGCCUUGACUCCAAGACAGGGCAUGUCCUGAAACCAAAGCCAUACCGAAUAUGUGCCAUCUCUCGUUAAAGCAAAAUAGCAUUGCCAGUUCAGGUGACCUGAU
Molecule: messenger RNA, 1525 nt
Organism: Anolis sagrei ordinatus
Lineage: Eukaryota; Metazoa; Chordata; Lepidosauria; Squamata; Anolidae
Product: cytochrome P450 2J2-like
Biological process (GO): xenobiotic metabolic process
Cellular component (GO): cytoplasm; intracellular membrane-bounded organelle
Molecular function (GO): iron ion binding; oxidoreductase activity, acting on paired donors, with incorporation or reduction of molecular oxygen, reduced flavin or flavoprotein as one donor, and incorporation of one atom of oxygen; heme binding
Source: RefSeq, a predicted model, not a curated record